This is a messenger RNA of Pomacea canaliculata, 1904 nucleotides long. RefSeq lists its product as uncharacterized. Gene Ontology annotation, molecular function: chitin binding. Lineage: Eukaryota; Metazoa; Mollusca; Gastropoda; Architaenioglossa; Ampullariidae. The transcript has 5 exons. The record is from RefSeq and is a predicted model, not a curated record. The coding region runs from base 59 to 1066 and encodes 335 amino acids. Gene Ontology annotation, cellular component: extracellular region.
CAUUUCCUUGUUGGUAGGUCUGGUUUCAGUGUCUGUGGAUGACUCUUUUCAUCCUUCGAUGGCUGACAAGAAUUCUUCAGAAUUCAACGCCUUUAGCCAAAAGUUUUGCGAUAGUGUUGGUACAAUGUUAGCUGACAGUGACAACACCAGUGUUGUAGCCUGUACCGUACAGUCUCUAAGUAAAGGAAGCAUCGUCACCGGUUUUACUUUGGAACUGCAAACCACUUUUAAUACCAGCAGUGACUGGCUGAAGGACUUGUUGCAGAACUCUGGGCUCCAUGAUGGAGAAUUCACUCACUGGUUAAAUCUUCGAGUAAAAAUGUCUUCGAUUAACGUUUCCUCCCUAGAGUCCAAACUAUCAGAUUCGAAAGUUCCGGGUACCUAUCCUUCAAAAGUGGAGUGUACUCAACAAUUUCUGCCUUUGCCUUACACCUACCCACAUUUUUGCGGAGAAUAUCAGGCUUGCACUUCUACGGGAGUAAAAUACCUCCGAUGCCCCGAGGACUUUGAGUUUUCUUACGAAUCGCCAGCAGACGACACAGUGUGCUACAGACGGUCAGAAAACACGUAUUGUGGUCAGCGAAGGAGAGAGGAGCGAGUGUCAACUACGGCGACAGCUGCAACAACUACAGACACGAAACCUUUGACUGACACGACGUCUGUAGCAUCCUCAACGACCACCUCAGUCGAGUCAACGGUUGCUAAGGACACAACAGCCACAUCUCUGCCAUGUUCAGAGAUCUUAGGGAACAAAAAUCUUUCCGAGUUAUUUCAUUGUCCAUCAACCGGGUACGUGUUCAUCCCACGACCCGACACCUACCCUGACCACUGCAACAGUUACGUCUGGUGCGUUGACGGGGUGACAUACAACAGCAGCCACAUCGGGUGCGGCGCCGGUGCACAUUACACCACAAUGGAGGACGGCCCUUGCUACCCGGCGGGGCACCCAAACACAUUCUGUCACGUGGUGCGCAGAUGCAAAGAUCUUCUGACACAGAUUAAAGGAUACACGACACCUUCCACAACAUUUACAGGUAGAGACAUUGAGAUCGCUAUCUUCAUAUGAUUGACAACAAUUUUAUCACGACCUUUUACUCAUGGCAUUGUAUCAAGGCAUUCAAAUGAGACUAAAAUACUAGGAAAGAGUUCAUGACUUAGAGGGGAGAUUAGGGUCAAUGAGUAAAGCAUAGCAGUACAGAGGGAUGGAAACUGUGUGCAAUUAAUAGAUUUUGUUAUUUAAAAGAAGAAAGAUAAAAGUGUAGCAAAGAAGGGUGUGUAGUAACUUCGAUUAGAUCAAGAAGAAAGGAAUGAUAUAUAAAGAAAAAAAACCAGAAAUACAAAGUGAGGAAAUUAUGUUGUUGUUUUUUUCUGUGUGCAGAUAUAACAAAAAGUCCUGGAUAGCUGACCACAGGGGACUAAGUGUUUCAUAAAAUACUCGCAAUACACAGAGAUACAUACAUAAAUGAAUGCUCAGUGCGCAUGCGUUGAAGAAAGCUGUGAGCUAAGUGAAGGUCCUCGACUGAAAUUUGCUGGUCACAUUUAUGAAUGACAAUUUUGAUAUCUUAUUCUGGAAAACAACAUCUGCAUUUAUGUGUUUAUGUGUAUUUAUGUGUGUAUAUUGUAUACGUGAAUAUUGAUGUAAGAGGCGCAUGUGAUAUUGUGUUUGUACUGAUGUGUAUAUCCUCUGGAGAUUGUUUUCUAUCAUUCGAUUUGGAAAAAUCAAAUGUGUAUAAAUCGUCGGAUCCAUGAGGUUUCGCUAAACAUUUGAAGUCUUUUGAGCUCUGAAAAAGUGUUUAAGAGAAUGCAACGGGGUAAACAAAUAUCCAGUAUCAACUUAUUUUGUCAAGUAUUCAGCGCAUGCGCAGUGCAUAGUCGUCGGUGGAUAAAGGGUCAACGGUGUUCAA